This is a messenger RNA of Emiliania huxleyi CCMP1516, 1479 nucleotides long. RefSeq lists its product as hypothetical. Bases 1 to 1479 code for a protein of 492 amino acids. The record is from RefSeq and is a predicted model, not a curated record. Gene Ontology annotation, biological process: carbohydrate metabolic process. Gene Ontology annotation, molecular function: hydrolase activity, hydrolyzing O-glycosyl compounds. NCBI's taxonomy places the organism in Eukaryota, Haptophyta, Isochrysidales, Noelaerhabdaceae. The transcript is spliced from 6 exons.
AUGCUGGCCCUCCACAUCGUCUCUUUCGCCGCGCUCGAAGUCGACUUCAACGCUGGCUGGCGCUUCCUUCGCGGCGAUGGCACCUACCAGCUACCCAGCUCCGACGACACGGACUGGCGUGACAUCGAGGCUCCGCACGACUGGGCCAUUGAGGACCUGCCGAGCCGCGAGGAGGACGAUGUGACGCCAGUGCUGGCCGUUCGCCACGGAAUAUGGCGCUUCUACCGCGGCGAGGGCAACGACACGUUCGCGGCGCCUGGCUUCGACGACGCAGGCUGGACAGACAUCCAAGUCCCAAGCGACUGGCGUGCGGCCGCCGGCUACGAGGCAGCCAACGCGUCCGGCUGGUAUCGUCGAAACUUCACCGUGUCUGCCGCCGCCUUUGCGGCGGCGAGAGCGGGCACCCUGCGGCUCGCCCUCGGCUCUGUCGCGACCGCCGACCGCACCUACAUCAACGGCGCGAAGGUGGGCAGCACCGGCGCCUGGCACAAGCCGGGCGGCUGCUCCUCACGCCUCGACUACCGCAGCUACGCGGUGCCCGCGAGCGCGUUGCACGUCGGCCCCGACAACGUGGCCGCAAUCUGGGUCUGGAGCGAGGGCUCAGGCCCGGCAGGGCUGGUGGACUGGGCCCAGCCGGACCGGCGCAUCGGCCCCUUCGACCCGGGCGCCUCGCCCGGCCACAAGCAGACGGGCUACACGCUUGGCGGCGUGGGCUGGUAUCGUAAGACGUUCCGACCAGACGCGAGCUGGGGCGAGCGGCUGCAGCUCUUCGUAGAAGGGUGCUACAUGAACUGCUCGGUGUACCUGAACGGCGAGCACCUCCUGACCCACCCGUACGGCUACACCAGCUUCGCGGUCGAUCUCACUGCCGGCGGGCUGCGGCUGGGGCAGCCGAACGUGCUCGCGAUUCGCGCCGAGAGCCGCGGGUCCAACUCCCGCUGGUACGCUGGCGCCGGCCUGUUCCGUCCCGUGUCCCUCCUGGCCCACCCGGCGCUGCACCUCGCGGUCCCCGGCGGCGUUUACGUCACCACGCCGCACAUCGCGCUCACAGCGAGCGACGGCCUGCGCGCCGACGCGACAGUCGCUAUCAACGUCACCGUCGCCAACGCCCGCGGCACGACCGCCGCGGGAGCAGGCGCCCGCGUCGAGCUCUUCGACGAGCGAGGCGUGUCGCUCGGCGUGGGCUUUGCUUCGCUGCCUGAGGUCGGCGGCGGCGGCAGCGCGAGCGUGCUGCUCUCGACGUGGAGCCCAGGGCAGCCCUCACUCUACCGAGCAGUCGCGACCCUCUCGUGCGGCGGCGGCCUGCGAGACGGCUGCCCGGACACGGAGACCGCCACCUUCGGCGUCCGCAGCUUCUCGUUUGACUCGAGCGCCGGCUUCGUCCUCAACGGCCAGUCCGUCAAGCUGCACGGCGGCUGCGUGCACCACGACAACGGCCCGCUCGGCAGCAAGGCGAACGGCCGCGCCGAGGAGCGAUGA